CAGAGGCCACUUCAGUGGCUGCCAUCAUGUUCAAGCUGCUCUGCGCCCUCCUGCUCGUGGCUCAGGCCUACGGCUGCGGCCGCCCCACCUAUGUGCCCAACAUUUCCCGUGUGGUUGGGGGCGAAGAUGUCCGGCCCCACAGCUGGCCCUGGCAGGUCUCCCUCCAGUACGACAAGAAAGGAGUCUGGGCUCACACUUGCGGCGGGACCCUCAUUGACGCCAACUGGGUGCUGACGGCCGCUCACUGCAUCAGCUCCACGCGGACCUACCGGGUGGUGCUGGGCAAGCAGAACCUGAAAGCGGCCGAGGCCGGGGAGGUGGCCGUGGCGGUGGAGAAGGCCAUUGUGCACGAGAAGUGGAACUCCCUCUUCAUCAUCAACGACAUCGCCCUGUUGAAGCUGGCGGAGCCGGUCGAGUUCAGCGACACCAUCCAG
Thamnophis sirtalis is the source of this 434-nucleotide messenger RNA. Lineage: Eukaryota; Metazoa; Chordata; Lepidosauria; Squamata; Natricidae. The record is from RefSeq and is a predicted model, not a curated record.